Molecule: messenger RNA, 763 nt
Organism: Symbiodinium necroappetens
Lineage: Eukaryota; Dinophyceae; Suessiales; Symbiodiniaceae
Source: the annotation of a GenBank genome assembly
GAGCCGGCUCCAAAGCGUUUCAAGCAAGAACCUCGACGUGAAGAUUCACUCGGAUCUACGAGGGGACCCGAAGCGGGACCCCGCCUCCGCCUUCGCCGGCAGCCCCAGCCGCACCUGCUCGCCCGACCUCGGCAAAGCCCAGUGCAAAGCCCAGUCAGGCAGCGACAGCGACUCUGAGGGAGAGGAAGCUAGAAAGCUGUACAACAGGAUGGAAGCCAAGCUGAGGGAGAAAGGCCACAGCAGGACGCAGCUGGUCAAGCUGAUGAUGGAAGCAGAUGGAGACAGGGACGCCUUCCACCAGAAGCUCAAGCUCUACCGCAAGACCGAACAAUUCCGGAAUUGUUCCACGAAAGGAGGCUACUACUCCGAGUCUGAUAUGAGAAAGCCCGUCUCGGAAGGUGGGUUAGCCUACAAAGUUGAAGGUGAAGAAGAUUACGAAGUACUGCGAAGAACAUGGACUGACACGGUGCCCUUUCUGCAAUGUUCCACAGUGACUGUGCCGCUCCUUGUGAUUACAUUGCUGAGGGUGAACAAGUACGACACCAGCGAAACCGAGUACUGGGUUGACUACAGGACAGAGGGUGUGCGAGGUGUCAACGAGUGUGACGGCAUGGAAGAUACGGGCGCCGGGCGGACCGACGGCUUCGUGGCACCUGCCCUGGACGAUCUGCCGGUGCAUGCGGAUCCUGAGCAAGAUGAUCUUCCGGCUGGGCUUCACGUGGAGCAGGGCAAGAAGGCUGAGCUUUUUUCGGGACUUCUAUAG